UUUGACAAUUUGGCAGCAGAGUAGCGACCAGCACCGAGUGGUGUAUUGAUCAUACUCUGAUUUAUGACCAUCGUCGCGGUGCCAAUUUAAUUAUUUUAGUUUGGAAUUGUUGAUUUUGUUGGGCUGUUUAUUUUAUUUAAAAUCCGUAUACAUUGGACCGAUUAUCGCUACUGACUAGAGAUUACAAAUGUUAAAAAAAUAAUGUCGAUAGUACGACGCAGUAUUUACAAAAUAAUAUUGGGAGUAUGACGUCACUUGCGAACAGUAGUUACACAAGCGUCAUCGCUCAGUCUACUUCGUCUACUUGGUAAUUUUAGCAAACCCCAAGAGAGUAAGAGACAUUUUUCGACAAGUGAAACAAUAUAUAACAAUAAGUAUUUGUUGUUGGUGCAAAUAUUUCAGAAGAAAUAUAAAUAAAUAAAAAAAGUCACUAUGAGUAUGCAGCAAUUUUGUCUAAGAUGGAAUAAUCAUCAACCAAACUUCAUAUCAGUGUUCUCAACUUUGUUAACAAAUGAAACUUUGGUUGAUGUGACAUUAGCUGCCGAAGGCCGGCAUUUACAAGCACAUAAAGUGGUAUUGUCAGCCUGCAGUACAUAUUUUCAAUCAUUGUUCACUGUUAAUCCAUGCCAGCACCCUAUUGUUAUAUUAAAAGAUGUUAAAUUUUCUGAUUUAAAAAUAAUGGUUGAUUUUAUGUACUAUGGUGAAGUUAAUGUUUCUCAAGAGCAAUUACCUUCAAUUAUUAAGACUGCUGAGAGUCUGAAAAUAAAAGGACUCGCUGAAAUGCAUCCAGCAACAUUAACCAAAUGGCCAAGUGGAAGCAGUGACCCUAGCGGUGGAGACCGUGGUGAAUCAUGUUCACCAACUCCAUCGCCAAUGUCGCCGUCAUUUCGACGCAAGAGACUAAGAAAAUCGUCAACUGGUUCGGCAUCUGGUUCCGGCGAUAAACAAAACGAAGAAAUGAGCGAAAUAACACUUGUUGCCACAAAUGUUGUUAAACCCGAGCCACUGAUAGUGUCACAGGAGAACCGCGAUAAUAUAAGACGUCCAGUUAAUACCAGUACUGAGUCACAAGGAAGCAUUGAUGAAGAUCAAAUAUCUAUUAUGAGUAAUAUGGAAAGUAGUACAGCGACAACACUUGCUCAAAGUGAAGGCUCUGUGCACGAUGUAAGUCAACAAUCUGGGGCAAAUGCAGGCCAAAGUUCAUCACUCUCGUCUCAAGCACCAGCACAUCAAGGAUUGCAAUGGACAAUCAUGGAGCAUACGUAUCCACGUUUCGCUCUAUCCUCGUGUCAAACGAAUCUGUCGAUUCAAGCAUCAUCGGCAUUCACGACGCCAGAAAUAACCGCGUCAUCAAGCACCAGCGAUCAGUACCCGGGUACCAACACCACUGGUUCUAGUUGUGCUAUGAACAGCUACCCAGGAUCACCACACGGCUUGCAGCAUACUUCAUCUUCAGGCGGUUUAUCACCCUCCGGUCAGUGUUCAAAUAGCUGUCAGAGCCCCUGUGCCAGUCCUCAAGCGACAGUUAAACGAAAAAGGUCCACCAAUCCGCAGGCUGAUGAGAAUUUUAUUCGAGCGCUGGACGCUGUUCGCUAUGGCGGGAUCGGAUUCUGCAAAGCUGCCAGGAUGUUUGGCGUGAACAAUCGAACCCUGUGGCUGGAGUACAAAAAACGUGGCUAUCCAAAUAAUCGACCGAGUGUUAAAUCAAAAGUCAAAAACGAGUCGAAUUCAUCGCCGCCUUCUCCUCCAGUUCCACCACCUGUUGAACCACCAAGUCCAUCUUCCAUGGGUCCACCGACUACUCCUCUGAGUACUCACAGCGCGCACAGCUCUCACAGUGUCCACAGUGCUCACAGUACUCACAGCCCUCACAGCGCUCACAAUAUUCACAAUACUCAUACCAUGAUUCCCACCCACACGCCUCACGCGAUGCUCGGCGGUUAUGUUGACACUAGACAUAUUGAUUACUCACUAUCCAAUCCAUCUAUGCCUAUCAAUUUACACGGUGUUAAUUAUAAUGCCAUGUGAGCUAACGUUUUCCCGCAUUUCAUGUACAAAUAAGUUUUAGUCAAUUCUAAAUUUAUAUAAAUUUUAUCUCAUUAUUCAUUUCAUACUUUUUGUUUUCAUUUUUGCUAAAUCAAAAAAAUAAAUCAGACAUAUAAAUAGCUGUCACAACAAGUCUUUAGUGUAUAAAAUAAAAUUAAAUUUUGUACAUAUUUAUAAAUUAUUCGGAAAUAUUUUAUAUAUAUAUAUAUAUAUAUAUAUAUAUAUAUAUAUAUAUAUAUAUUUUUUAUUUUAAUCACAAAUCGUUGUACGUCUUUCAUUAUAGGUAUUCUUUUAGGAUAAAAUAUUUUCCAAAAAAAAAAGUAUACAUAUAUAAAUAUUAAAUAAUUAUAUAUAUAUAUAUAUAUAUAUAUAUAUAUAUAUAUAUAUAUAUAUAUAUAUAUACAUCGUACUCGUAAAUGACUAGAUAACAAAUUAGUACUGGCAAUUUUUAUAGCAGAGCUCCGUUCAGCAUUUAAAAAAGCAGUUUAGUUUGAAACUAACUCAAAGUAUUUGCUAGUUAAUUAAAUUAACAAACAUUGAAAAUGUAUUAUUAUUUUUAAUUAAACUCCAAUAA
Messenger RNA from Cotesia glomerata, 2620 nucleotides. RefSeq names its product protein tramtrack, alpha isoform-like (gene BtbVII). The record is from RefSeq and is a predicted model, not a curated record. Gene Ontology annotation, cellular component: nucleus. The transcript has 5 exons. Gene Ontology annotation, biological process: regulation of transcription by RNA polymerase II. NCBI's taxonomy places the organism in Eukaryota, Metazoa, Arthropoda, Insecta, Hymenoptera, Braconidae. The coding region runs from base 433 to 2028 and encodes 531 amino acids. Gene Ontology annotation, molecular function: protein binding; DNA binding.